This is a messenger RNA of Trematomus bernacchii (emerald rockcod), 5286 nucleotides long. It is a transcript of the gene vps39, whose product is annotated as VPS39 subunit of HOPS complex. The record is from RefSeq and is a predicted model, not a curated record. NCBI's taxonomy places the organism in Eukaryota, Metazoa, Chordata, Actinopteri, Perciformes, Nototheniidae. Gene Ontology annotation, molecular function: protein binding. Gene Ontology annotation, biological process: autophagy; intracellular protein transport; vesicle-mediated transport. The transcript is spliced from 24 exons. Bases 488 to 3124 code for a protein of 878 amino acids. Gene Ontology annotation, cellular component: cytoplasm; membrane.
AACCCUCAUUCCCUCGCGCAGCCGUCGUCAACACAACUGGAGGAAAUAAGGAGAAGCUAGCAUGGCUAACAAACACUAACGGCUACCGUUAAAACCGCGUUAACUAUUUAUAAUAACUCAACCAAACGCUGUGUUUGUCUUUUAUCGACUUAUUAACGGAGCCAUUGUGUGGCAGUUUCAGUUACCAUGGAAUAAGAGAGGACAAUGUUUAGCUAGGUAGCUUGCUAACUUUAAUGCUAGCAUGCUAACGAUCAGCUGUUGUUUUGGUCGGAGAGCUAGCUAACCGCUUAGCAUUACAGACACCAGAUUUCCUCAUUCCCUGUCGACACUAUUGAGCUACUCAGUCGGUUAAUGGCGACACAUAAAGUUGUCCCACCCUGACAGACUAACCGUUGGUCCGUCGGUCAGCUUUUGUCCCGACAGACAUCCAAUCUGUGUGGGAUCGAUCCAUCCGAGCGGUGUGUAAUUGAAUAUAUAUAUAUUCAAAAUGCAUGACGCAUAUGAACCAGUGCCUAUAUUGGAGAAGCUUCCUCUUCAGAUUGACUGUCUGGCGGCCUGGGAGGACUGGCUGCUCGUGGGAACAAAGCCAGGGCAUCUCCUUCUCUACCGAAUAAAGAAGGAUGCAGGUACCAACCGGUUUGAGGUGACACUGGAAAAAUCCAAUAAGAACUUCUCAAAGAAGAUUCAGCAGCUUUACGUUGUCUCAAAGUACAACAUUCUUGUCAGCCUUCUAGAGAACAACAUCCACGUCCAUGACCUCCUGACCUUCCAGCAGAUCACCGUGCUGUCCAAAGCCAAAGGAGCGACGCUGUUCGCCUGUGACCUGCAGCUAACCAGCACAGGGGAGGAAAGGUUGAGAAUGUGUGUGGCGGUGAAAAAGAAAAUCCAGAUGUAUUACUGGAAGGACAGAGACUUCUACGAGCUGCAGGGGGAUUUUGGUGCACCAGAUAUUCCAAAGUCCAUGGCCUGGUGUGAAAACUCCAUAUGUGUUGGUUUCAAGCGAGACUAUUACCUCAUCCGGAUGGACGGCCGAGGCUCCAUCAAGGAGCUCUUCCCCACUGGGAAGCAGCUGGAGCCGCUGGUCACCCCACUGGCUGAUGGGAAGGUGGCUGUCGGGCAGGACGACCUCACUGUGGUGCUCAAUGAAGAGGGCGUCUGCACCCAGAAGUGCGCCCUCAACUGGACAGACAUCCCUAUAGCAAUGGAGCACCAGCCUCCGUACAUCAUCGCGGUGCUCCCUCGGUACGUGGAGAUCCGGACGUUUGAGCCCCGGCUGCUGGUGCAGAGCGUGGAGCUGCAGAGGCCUCGCUUCAUCACCUCCGCUGGGCAGAAUAUUGUGUACGUUGCCAGCAACCACUUUGUGUGGCGCCUGGUGCCGGUGUCCAUUGCCAUUCAGAUCCGGCAGCUUCUUCAGGACAAGCAGUUUGAGUUGGCUCUGCAGCUGGCGAUGAAGGAUGAUUCUGACGGGGAUAAGAAGCAGCAGAUCCAUCACAUCCAGAAUCUCUACGCCUUCAACCUGUUCUGCCAGAAGAGGUUCGACGACUCCAUGCAGGUGUUCGCCAAACUGGGGACAGGUGAGAACUAUCCCACCCAUGUGAUCGGGCUGUACCCAGAUCUGCUGCCCUCAGAUUACCGCAAACAGCUCCACUACCCGAACCCUCUGCCCUCUCUGUCCGGGGCCGAGCUGGAGAAGGCUCACCUGGCGCUCAUCGAUUACCUCACUCAGAAACGCAACCACCUUGUGAAGCAGCUGAACGACUCCGACCCCUCGCCGACCUCUCCGCUCAUGGAGGGCACGCCGACCAUCAAGAGCCGCAAGAAGCUCCUUCAGAUCAUCGACACCACGCUGCUCAAAUGUUACCUGCACACUAACGUGGCCCUGGUGUCCCCACUCCUCCGUCUGGAAAACAACCACUGCCACAUCGAGGAGAGCGAGUACAUCCUGAAGAAAGCCCACAAAUACUCCGAGCUCAUUAUCCUCUACGAGAAGAAAGGCCUGCACCAGAAAGCUCUUCAGGUUCUUCUGGAUCAAUCCACGAAGGCGAACUCUCCUCUGAAGGGCCACGAGCGCACCGUGCAGUACCUCCAGAGACUGGGAGUGGAGAAUAUGGGAAUAAUCUUCGAGUUUUCUCCCUGGGUGUUGAAGAUCUGUCCUGAGGACGGUCUCAAGAUCUUCACGGAGGACCUGACGGAGGUGGAGACGAUGCCCCGAGACAAGGUGCUGAACUUCCUGAAGGAGGGCUUCAAGGAGCUGGCCGUCCCGUACCUGGAGCACAUCGUCUACGUUUGGGAUGACAAGGGCCCCGAGUUUCACAACGUGCUGAUCCAGCUCUACCUGGAGAGGGUGCAGGGCCUCAUGAAGCAGUACCUCAACUCCCUGCCUGAAGGAGUUCCCCCUGUGUCUGCGGGGAAGGAGGAGGGGGAUCUGGGCGAGUUCAGGAAGAAGCUGCUGUCCUUCCUGGAUAUUUCCACCAGCUACCAGCCAUCCAGACUCAUCAGUGAUUUUCCCUUUGACGGGCUGCUGGAGGAGCGGGCGCUGCUGCUGGGUCGCAUGGGGAAACACGAGCAGGCGCUCUUCAUCUACGUGCACAUCCUGAAAGACACACACAUGGCUGAAGAAUACUGUCACAGCCACUACAGCAGUUCAGAGGAAGGGAACAAAGAUGUGUAUCUGUCGUUGCUGCGGAUGUACCUUUCCCCUCCUGAUGUUCACUGCCUGGGGCCGAUCAAGAUGGAGCUGUCGGAGCCUCAAGCCAACCUGCAGGCGGCGCUACAUGUCCUGGAGCUGCACCACAGCAAGCUCAACACCACCAAGGCCAUCAACCUGCUCCCGGCUAACACUCAGAUCAGAGAGAUCCGCGUGUUCCUGGAGAGCGUCCUGGAGGAGAAGGCUCAGAGGAAACGCUGCAACCAGGUCCUGAAGAGCCUGCUGCAGGCAGAGUUCCUCCGGGUGCAGGAGGAGAGGAUCUUCCACCAGCAGGCGAAGUGUGUCAUCACCGAGGAGAAGACCUGCCGAGUCUGCAAGAAGAAGAUUGGAAACAGUGCGUUUGCCAGGUACCCAAACGGCGUGGUGGUGCAUUACUUCUGCUGCAAAGACCGCACCGUGUGUCCCACCGAGCAGUAACACCAACACAACAACUGUUUACUAAUAAACAAGCUCCUGUCCUGCUGUGUGGAUGUUUUGGAGGAGGUUUCAGGAUGCAGCACCUCACAGGAGUGCAGACGUUUCUUUACCCUCAGAGCAAGACCUCCUCCUGGAUCACAGGCUCCCUGCAUGAAGGAACACGAGGAAUGUGCCGGACAAUCACAGGCUGACAUUUAAAAAGCAUGAAACGCCAGAAGAGACUCACUUCUCAUCGCUUUUGACGGACGCCGAGAGGAAGACGAGGCUCGUUCUCACCUUGAGAUGUUUUAUUUGAGUUUUAUCUCCUCCUCCUCCUCCUGUGACGCUGUGUGCGCCUCGCUCUGCAGGAGUUCACUUUAAAGGCCUUUCUGUGACUCUGAAGAUUGUACUCACAUGAUGUGUGUUAGCAUGUGUCGACACUGACAACGCAGCGUCCGUCUCGCGUUACUGUUUUUAAUUGAAAUUGCGACUUCUACAACUAACAUCUUUCACAGCGAUGUUCUAACAGUCAUCUUCAUCUCUGUCAAGUUUUUUUAAAGUUUUCCUGUGUCUGCUUUAUAAGGUGUGUAGCGGUCAUACUACUGGAACAACAAAAUAAUCAUUUAUCAGAGAAAAACUUAAAUAUUGUCUGAGAUUAAAUUAGUAAAUAAACAAGAUUUUAAAACAUAUUCUCUGAGACUUUAAAGACAUACAUGUGUGAGGAACAACUCUAAAUUACUCUUGAGUUUAAAAAAGUAAAUUCAAGAAAAUAUUUAGAAUACUCUCUGAGAUUAUAGUCAUAAAUGUGUCCGAAAAAACCUCUUAAAUCCUCAGUUUGUGGAUGAUUUCUGUCCUUCAACGUCUCUUUAAGGCCUUUUUUUUUAAAGUAUUCACAUGUGUCUUCUUCACGUACGUAUUACUGUUAUUGUAGCUAUAAGAAAUCAAACAUGAGGGUCAUAUUACGGUACAAAUAUCAAUAAUUAUAUCAAUAAUUCACCAGAAACUUGUUGUGAAUUCAAAAUGUCUUUAAAAUACUCUCUUAGAAUAUUAAGUCUUAGUUAUUGAAGAAAACCUCUGAAACACUCUGAGCUUUGAGAAGUACUUAGUGCAGUAAAACCCUUAUAAAAGACUUAAAAUGACCACUUUAAUAUCUAGAUUUCCAAAUAAUUAAUAACCUAAUAAUCCACCAUUUGUCUUACUCUGUAUUCAUUUGUGUGUUACCAAGACAUUGAAUGUUUAUGAAGUUAAACUCCUUUAAAGCGGGGCUAUGUAACUUUUGAACAAUCAAGUCAAUCGAGUAACUGAAAAAUCACUAUUUAAUCAACCGUCACAAAAUAAAACAGCAUCCAUUUUGAUAAUCAAUGAAUCCUCUGUCUUUUUAUUAUCAAAAAAGCCCAAAUUCCCGUCUUCCAGCUUCUUCAAAGUUUACAUUUUACCGCUUUUUAAAACUUUCACUGACAGUAAAUAAAAAAUAAUUUGGGUUAUUGACGGCAAAGUUGACGGGUUUCACAUCUCAAAUUUGACAUUAAAUUGAAUAUAUUCGGGUGACUUGAUCGCAUAAAAUCACGAGAUCACUUAGUCAAAAAUAGUUACAAUAAUGACGACUUGCAGCGUUGUUAAGAGUAGCACAAGUGUUUCAUCGAGGCUUAUAAUGAAUAAUAAUAUUGUGUCACAUCUUCUAAAAGUUACAUAGUCCCGCUGUAAGACAGUUCUCAAAGUUACGUACAGCACUUUAACGAGACGGGUGUUUUAUUUGUUGUCAAAUCACACGAGUGUAUGAAAAACUAACCUGAAAGGAAAGUGAAUCUGUGUUUUAAAGGCAAUACAAUUAUAAAAAGUGUCUCUUUACCGCCUGAACACGAGACGCAGGAGUCCCCCGCUCACGAGUAAUUCAGAUGAAAGUGUUUUCAGUUGGUUUUCAUGAAUUAAAUGUGUGUUUUAGCCGCUGAAUCACGCAAGUUUUCCCCACAAGUUGUAGCAUUACCUUCGUCUCCUACUGCUUGAAAACACCCUCCUCCUCCUCCUGUUCUCUUUAAAAGUUUGCACACUUCCUCGCUACGACUGUUCCUGAAAUAAUCUCAUUUGUAUUCAGAGGGAGUAUUUAUCCCGCUGUGUGUAUACUGUAUAAAGACAGAGUGUCUGUGUGUGUGGUUUUAACCAGAAUAAAGAAAGAUUUCCACUCA